AUGGAGUUCGAAGACGAAAUGUACUGUGGUACUUCCUCACGCUCUAACAGCCGUCCUCCGCCUCGGGCGCGCUCCCAAGCCCCGCAGGAGUCCGUGAAACAAUUCUGGGAACAAUUUAACACAAAGUACCCUGGAAAAGUGUACACGGUACUACCUGACAAUCCCUAUGCGCGCACUCGCGCGAAGCGAGUACCUAACGGUGUGGUUCAGGGCCAUGAGGCCGUGAAAUCAUUUGAACAGGCGAAGAAGGAGUGUCAGAAGUCUGUGGCUCGACUUGUUAAGGAGUGUGAGCGGGUGAAUCAAAAGUAUACAGAUCCUCAUUUUGAUAUUGAGUUGGAUUUGAAAUCGGGGAGAAAGAAUUAUCUCUAUGGGUUGGAUAAGACGAAUGAGGAGAUGAGGCCACGAGGUGUUAAGCGAGUUACGGAAAUCUUUGAGAAACCCCAUUUUUUUGUGAAUGGACCGACUGCGUCGGAUGUUCGUCAGGGAUAUGAUGGUGAUUGCUGGUUGAUGGCAGCAUUGUGUACUAUGGGGAACAAAACAGAAUUAAUUGAUAAGAUCUGUGUUUCCCGGGAUGAGAAGGUUGGAAUUUAUGGAUUUGUCUUCUAUCGCGACGGCGAAUGGCAACAGUGCAUUGUUGAUGACAAGCUGUAUCUUCGUGCAGCAGACUAUGAUGAAUCGGUUGAUGAGCGUCCUCUCUGGGAUGAUAUCAAUGGUACAGACGCAGAAGAAGAAUACCGCCGAGUCUGGCAGACAGGCUCGCGUGCCCUCUAUUUUGCACAGUGUGUGGAUCCAAAUGAAACCUGGUUGCCUCUUCUGGAGAAAGCAUUUGCCAAAGCCCACGGUGACUACUCUGCAAUUGAAGGAGGCUUUGUUGGUGAAGGAAUCGAGGACUUGACUGGCGGUGUCACUUCAGAGAUUCUAUCAAGUGAUAUUCUGGAUAAAGACCGUUUCUGGAACGAGGAGCUGAUGAAGGUCAACGAGGAAUUCUUGUUUGGAUGUGGUACUGGAUUGUUCUCAAACUGGCUGGAUCCGAAGUAUAAGGGUCCUCCACGCGAUCGAAAAGGUAUCUCAGAGAAUCACUCGUACUCGAUUAUGGAGGCACGAGAGAUCAAGGGAUAUCGACUGUUACGUCUCCGAAACCCAUGGGGCAAAAAGGAAUGGCAUGGCGAUUGGGGUGAUGGGUCUGCGCAGUGGACAGCAGAGUGGAUGCAGCUCCUUGGCCAUAAAUUCGGCAACGAUGGAUUCUUCUGGAUCUCAUACAAAGAUCUUCUGCGAAAAUACCAGCAUUUUGACCGUACCCGUCUUUUUGGACCCGAAUGGACAAUUACCCAGCAGUGGACAACGCUGAAUGUUCCCUGGUCUGCGGAUUACCACAGCACCAAGUUUAUGAUGAACGUCACACAGGCUGGUCCUGUCGUUAUUGUUCUAUCUCAGCUUGAUACUCGAUACUUCAUGGGUCUUCAGGGCGAAUACAGCUUCGUUCUGAAAUUCCGCGUGCAGAAGGAAGGUGAAGAGGAGUAUACGGUGCGUAGUCACAGCAGCCACUUCAUGCGUCGAUCCGUCAACGCGGAAAUCAACCUUGAACCGGGUCGGUACCAUGUUCUCAUGAAGAUUACCGCAUUCCGAAACGAGGAGGUUGAGUCGACCGAAGAGAUUGUCCGUCGCCUUGCAUCAGUUCGGAGGGAGAAGCUUGUCCAGGUUGGACUCUCGUAUGAUUUAGCCAACGCGAAGGGUCUCGUUGCAGAGACAGAACAAGAAAAAGCCGAGAAGCAGCGUCGAAAGGCCUGGGAACGCAAGAAGUUGCGAGAUGAAACGAAGAGAAAACUACAGAAGGAUUUCAUUCGUGAAAAGAAACGGUCCGCUCGGAGCCAGCGCAUGGACGCCAUCUUUUCCAAUCCUGCUCCGAAUGGCUUAUCGAAUGGUACACAGAUCCUGGGUGGGAAGCCUACUGCAUCGCCUACAGAGAGCAUCUCCAGUGAUGGCAGUGGCCGGCGACAAACUUUGAAUGGCUCGGUCCCGAAGAUUCAGUUUCAUGACACUAACGGUCUGCAUACUCGUGAUGCUUCGACUGCUUCUCGUAUGCGUCGAAAUGAGUCACCUCGGCCGAGUCUUAACACUCGUCUAGCAACAGACAACUUGGAGAUGAGUGACUUGGAAUUGCUGGAUGGCUUCGAGUUUGACAGUGAUCUCGAUAUGCCGCAGGAAGCGGAGACAAAGCCUCCUAGCUUGAUGCCUGAGCUCGAGGGACCUGCUCCCGAUCCGUGGAAUGCUGUUUGUGUGGUUGGACUACGGGUCUACUCGAAGGACCCGAAACUCAGCCUGCAGGUGAUGCAGCCGGUGGCUGAUGACGAUACGGAGGCUCCUCUUGAUAUGGAUGACCCAGCUGCAUCUGCCACUAUUGAGAAGUCAUUUUGGGGAAACGCAUGA
Molecule: messenger RNA, 2427 nt
Organism: Penicillium malachiteum
Lineage: Eukaryota; Fungi; Ascomycota; Eurotiomycetes; Eurotiales; Aspergillaceae
Exons: 6
Coding region: 1-2427 (808 amino acids)
Biological process (GO): proteolysis
Cellular component (GO): cytoplasm
Molecular function (GO): calcium-dependent cysteine-type endopeptidase activity
Source: RefSeq, a predicted model, not a curated record